Camelina sativa (false flax) is the source of this 1465-nucleotide messenger RNA. Lineage: Eukaryota; Viridiplantae; Streptophyta; Magnoliopsida; Brassicales; Brassicaceae. The record is from RefSeq and is a predicted model, not a curated record.
AGGCUGAGCAGUUGAUCACUGAUGUCCUUCAAGAGGCUGAGGCAGGUGGGUCUGCUGGUUCAGGUGGAGGCGGCCGUAGGAUGGGUGGACAAGCAGGAGCUGAUCAGUUUGUUAUGAAAAUUCCUAACAAUAAGGUUGGUCUGAUAAUUGGUAAAGGAGGUGAAACUAUCAAAUCUAUGCAAGCUAAGACUGGAGCUCGAAUUCAGGUUAUUCCUUUGCAUUUGCCCCCUGGAGACCCAACUCCAGAAAGAACUUUGCAGAUUGAUGGGAUAACCGAUCAGAUUGAACAUGCUAAACAAUUAGUUAAUGAAAUCAUCAGUGGCGAGAACCGUAUGAGAAACUCCUCAAUGGGUGGAGGGUAUCCUCAACAGGGUGGUUAUCAAGCCCGCCCGCCAUCAAGCUGGGCACCACCUGGUGGUCCGCCUGCACAACCUGGUUAUGGUGGUUACAUGCAACCGGGAGCAUAUCCUGGUCCACCUCAGUAUGGUCAAUCACCUUACGGGAGUUACCCUCAACAAACUUCAGCUGGCUAUUCCUCUACCUGGGAUCAAUCCUCUGUGCCACCAUCUCAGCAGGGUGCGCAAGGUGAGUAUGAUUAUUACGGUCAGCAACAGUCACAGCAACCAAGCACUGGUGGUAGCUCAGCCGCACCGACGGAUACAACAGGCUACAAUUACUACCAGCAUGCUUCUGGUUAUGGCCAAGCUGGUCAGGGAUACCAGCAAGAUGGGUAUGGGGCUUACAAUGCCUCGCAACAAUCAGGAUAUGGUCAAGCUGCUGGUUAUGAUCAGCAACAGGCUGGUUACGGCAGCGCCGCUAAUCCGAGUCAAGAGGAAGACACAUCUCAAGCUGCUCCGCCAUCGUCAGCUCAGUCUGGACAGGCUGGGUAUGGUACAACUGGUCAACAGCCUCCUCAAGGAAGUACUGGUCAAGCAGGGUAUGGAGCUGCUCCAACUUCUCAGGCUGGUUACAGCAGUCAGCCACCAGCGGCUUACAGUUCUGGAUAUGGAGCUCCACCACCGGCUGCAAAGCCACCUGCUUAUGGUCAGAGCCAGCAGUCUCCAGGUGCUCCUGGCAGCUAUGGUAGUCAGUCUGGGUAUGCUCAACCAGCAGCGUCAGGGUAUGGACAGCCUCCAGCAUAUGGGUAUGGUCAAGCACCUCAGGCAUAUGGGUCUUAUGGAGGAUACCCACAAGCUGCUGCUGGUGGGGGCUACUCGUCGGAUGGAUCGACUGGAGCCGCUGCCGCUGGUGGUGGUGGUACACCAGCUGCACAGACUGCUGCUCCACCUGCUGGACCGCCCAAGGCAUCCCCAAAAAGUUGAUAUGCCUAAGGAUAAUUUUCAGCUGUUAUUACAAUACAGGCUUCCUUGCUCUAUCUUUUUCUUGAGGAUAUCUUAAUGUUUGUGUUUGACGUUUUAGUUUCUACAUUAAAAGAUAAUGGUUAAUGUUAUGUUUGGUCGGUCCA